Didymella exigua CBS 183.55 is the source of this 2227-nucleotide messenger RNA. RefSeq lists its product as uncharacterized. Gene Ontology annotation, cellular component: preribosome, large subunit precursor. The record is from RefSeq and is a predicted model, not a curated record. Gene Ontology annotation, biological process: ribosomal large subunit biogenesis. Bases 263 to 1870 code for a protein of 535 amino acids. The transcript has a single exon. Lineage: Eukaryota; Fungi; Ascomycota; Dothideomycetes; Pleosporales; Didymellaceae. Gene Ontology annotation, molecular function: nucleic acid binding; zinc ion binding.
CUCACUUCGUCUGACUCCAUACUUUUCGCAGUGGUAGACUUUGCCUCGAAAAGAAUUGGAUGGUCUGCACUUGAUUCCGAAUCGUAGCUCAACCGAGCCUCCAAGAACAGAGAUUUGCCCCCUCGGCCAGUCAUAGACGCCUCGAAAACCAUUCCGCACAACCCCACUUGCUAGUCAAUUAUUCUUCACUUCCCCUCCGACCAUCACAAGCGCUCACUUGGUCACUCCCCAGUGCGACUACUUACUCCCACAAGCCAGCACCAUGGCGUCUCAGCAAGUGCCUACCCAGGCCAACAUCCAAUCCACCCAUCCUUUCACCUGCAACACAUGUCAGGUCGCAUUCCGCUCGGGCGAGCUGCAGCGGACGCACAUGCAAACCGACUGGCACCGUUACAACCUCAAGCGCAGAGUCGCCUCCCUGCCUCCGCUUUCUUCUGAGAUCUUCACCGAGAAGGUCCUCGCGAAUAAGGCCUCCGCUGCCGCUUCCGCCGCCAGGGCGUCUUUCGAGAAGUCUUGCGCCGCUUGCCAGAAGACAUACUUCAGCGAGAAUGCCUACGCCAACCACUUGAACAGUCAGAAGCACCGCACAAAUCUUAUGAAGGCGUCGAGGGGGCAAAACGACGAUGCCGUGUCAGUGAACGGGUCGGUUAUGAGCUCGGCGUUUUCUUUGGGUGAGUCUAUGGCCGAGUCUGAGGCUACAACCGCUGGGGACAGAGACGUCGCACACGUCACAUCUGGUCUAAAGAGCGCCAACUUGGAGGAUGGCGCCACAGAGGAGGCUCCUACCAAGGACGAUUCAAGCUCAGUCGCCACGUCCAAGAUCAUCACCGAUCCUCUGCAGGAUUGCUUGUUCUGCAACUACAAGUCGCCAACGAUGGCGUUGAAUAUUCACCACAUGGGCCGCCACCACGGCAUGUUCAUUCCAGAGAAGGAUUUUCUGUCAGACCAAGAGGGCCUUCUCAAAUAUCUCCACAGCAAAAUCCACGAGCAGCAUGCCUGCUUGAAGUGCCACAAGGCAGUACACACACCAUCCGGUAUUCAGACACAUAUGCGCGACCGUGGUCACUGUAUGAUUGCUUUCGAGGAGGACGAAGAGCUUGUCGAGAUCGGCGAGUUUUACGACUUCAGCAGCACCUACGACGACCAGGCCGCCUUUGACGAGAUGCAAGACGACGCAGAGGCAUCAGACGACUCUUCAUCGACAACAGGAGGUGGAGUCAAGCUUGGAGCUAGGCGUGAGGCCAAGACCACCACAGAAGAUGACAAGGAUAUGUCCAGCGGCGAGGGCGACGAGGGCUGGGAGACAGACAGCACAGUCUCGAGCGUUCCAACCGACGAAAUUGGUGCCGUGCCCAUUGACCGUACCCACCGCCACAAGGGUCUGCAUAAGUCGAGACACCACAACCACGCUGACCCUCGACCUCACCGGGCCGCGGACGGUUUCCACUCUCACGCACACGCCACACCCACCGCCGUCUAUCAUGACGAGUACGAGCUGCAUCUGCCCUCCGGCCGGACAGCAGGCCACAGGUCCCUCAACAAGUACUACAGGCAGAACCUACGCAACUACCCCGGUGUGGCCGAGCGCAUGGAGAACGCACAGCGCCGCCUCACCGCUCCCGAAAACGACGAAGACGGCGACACCGAGAUGGAGGACGGCGAGCAGCGUGGCCGUGGCAGUCGCGAAGUCAUUACCCGUGCUAAUGGUGGUUUGGGGAUGAUCGGCGUCAGUGACGAGAAGAAGAAGGAGGUUGCCAAGCUCGAGAAGAAGCAGCAGAAGCAGGCUGAUCGCGCGAGAAACAGGUACCAGGCCGGUAACGAAAAGAGGGGCAAUAACCAGAAGCAUUUCCGUGAUCCGCUGCUGCAGUAGUGGUCUGUAAAAUGUUGGGCACGGGUCAAGAGCAUGUUCGGCGUUCAUGGUAUGUGUCGUUAGACAUUGGCGGGUAGAUAUGCAUCAAUGAGUCACGAUAUCACAUCACUUGUCCUUGCAAGCUGUGAACGCAUCGACACUUGACCGAAAAUGAUGCAGUACAACGGGAUUGCAUCAUCCCUUGCAUCUAUACAACUAUCACACUAGCUGACUGGAAAUUCCCGUAACGCGGCAACACUUUUUCAAACUGAGAGCCUGUCGGCAGAAAGAUUCUCGCGUGCCGUAUCCAGCAAUCUUGUGUCGUUCAAGUUUGACCGUUUGCUUAGAAAUCCGACACGUUUGUAUCGCAAACCCUGC